AUGGGUGGUGCAUGUGCACCAUCUAUCUUAAUUAUAGCUUUUGAUACAUAUCCUGUUGAUAGUGAGGAUUACGAUAUUGAGAUGUCUUUAUUUGUACUAAUUGACCAGGCAGAUAAAGAUUUAGAUUCUCAGGCUAUUGUAUCAGGAUUCUAUGAAGGGAAUAAAAGAAUGAAGAUGACAGUUUUUAUGUCGACUUAUUUAAUGAUUCAUAAUAGGUUUAAUGCUUCGAAUAAGUGUCCAUUAAAAAUUUCUUUAAUUGGUAUUCCUCAGGAAAUGCCGAAUGAAAUUAAUAGUGAUGGUAUUAUUCAAACCUUGGUGACAAAUUAUGCUGGGCAGGAGGAAAUGGAGAUAAUUAGUAAUGAGUUCUACAUGUAUGCUAAAGAUGUUAAUUAUAUUGAUGCACAGUUUCUUAACAAAAAGAGUAGUUUUGGUUGUGGUGGUUCUCAGACUUCAUCUUCUAAGAAAAAUAUUUGUUUUAAGCUUUUGGCUACUUAUCAAAGUUUCUUAGAAAUUUUGAAAAUAAAGUUUGAAGUUGAAGAUUUUAAUGGUUUUGUUUAUGGAGGUUUCACAGCUUGUGAAAAUUUUACUAAAAGUGUGGAUAGAAAUUUUGAAAUUGAAAUUUCAAUAGGUUUAGGUAGUGGUUUUGAGUCAAAUUCAGUUAAUAGUUUAUGUUUACAGAAGCAAGUUCAUAGUGAUGCAUCUGAAGGAUCAGUUGGUGCUUCUUAUAUGAAAGAGGUAAAUGAUCAUGCAGAUUUUCAUCAGAAAGAUGAUGCAGAAGGAUCUGUAAAUAAUAGUUCUUAUCAAAAGAAAAGUAAACUUCAGAAGUGUCAAGAAAGUAUGAAACAUACUUUACAUUGUAAUUUAAGGUCUUGUACUUCAGAUAUAAGUUUUUCUAAAGUUUAG
Molecule: messenger RNA, 903 nt
Organism: Cetraspora pellucida
Lineage: Eukaryota; Fungi; Glomeromycota; Glomeromycetes; Diversisporales; Gigasporaceae
Source: the annotation of a GenBank genome assembly